This is a messenger RNA of Plasmopara halstedii, 186 nucleotides long. RefSeq lists its product as uncharacterized. Lineage: Eukaryota; Oomycota; Peronosporomycetes; Peronosporales; Peronosporaceae. The transcript is spliced from 2 exons. The record is from RefSeq and is a predicted model, not a curated record. Bases 1 to 186 code for a protein of 61 amino acids.
AUGGUCCAAGAAGAGCUUGGAUGUUUACUAUAUACCUGGUGCAAACACCAUCAAGAACAAGUCACUGAUGAUACUAUCAUUCUCUCAGACGAUCCCGGGAAUCCAAGGAUCCACUGUCGGGGACAGGCUCCGCACAUAUUGCACGAUACACCGCGUGUGCUCGAAACAGUUGGUCUCGACGAUUGA